UUAAAGAAAGUCUUGAGCUAGGUUUUAACAUCAUUCGAAACUAAAAGAUCAGUGAGAGUUUCGAGAGAAUUUUAAGGAAAGAGAGAUGGCAACUUUCCCAGUGAUCAACUUGGAGAAGCUCAAUGGUGCUGAGCGAUCAAGAACCAUGGACAAAAUCAAUGAUGCCUGUGAAAACUGGGGCUUCUUUCAGGUGCUGAACCAUGGAAUACCCCAUGAUUUUCUGGAUACUGUGGAAAGGUUGACAAAAGAGCAUUACAAGAAGUGCAUGGAGCAGAGGUUCAAGGAACUGGUAGGAAGCAAGGCCCUUGAGGGUCUCCAAGCUGAGGUCACUGAUAUGGACUGGGAGAGCACAUUUUUCAUACGCCAUCUCCCUCAAUCCAACGUGACUGAAAUCCCAGAUCUCACCGAUGAAUACAGGAACGUGAUGAAAGAAUUCGCAGUGAAAUUGGAGAACCUAGCCGAGGAACUGCUAGACUUGUUGUGCGAGAAUCUUGGACUAGAGAAGGGAUACCUGAAAAAGGCCUUCAAUGGUUCAAAGGGUCCAACCUUUGGCACCAAAGUUAGCAACUAUCCACCAUGCCCCACACCAGACAAAAUCAAGGGACUCCGCGCUCAUACAGAUGCUGGUGGCAUAAUCUUACUCUUCCAAGACCCCAUAGUGGGCGGCCUCCAGAUUCUUAAAAACGGAGAAUGGGUGGAUGUUCCUCCUAUGCGUCACUCCUUUGUCAUCAACCUCGGGGAUCAGCUCGAGGUGAUCAGCAAUGGCAGAUACAGGAGUGUGGAGCACCGUGUGAUGACCCAAACCCAAGGGUCUCGCAUGUCGAUAGCUUCGUUUUACAACCCAGGUAGUGACGCCAUUAUCUACCCGGCACCAGCUGUGGUGGAGAAUGAAGCAGAAGAGAAGAAGGAAUGGUACCCUAAAUUUGUGUUCGAAGAUUAUAUGAAGCUAUAUGCUGGAAUGAAAUUCCAGGCCAAAGAACCAAGGUUUGAAGCCAUGAAAGCCACUGCAACUGCUUAAUAUACUGGAGUUGGAAACAGAAAUAACGAUGAAGGACGUAUCUAGUUUUCAAGUUUUAGUAUUUGGUUAAAAAAUAAAGCUCACAAAUAAAAAAAUAAAAAAAAAAGGAAGUUUGGUAUGAAGUAGAUUUUGUCUUGUAAACAGCAACAUCAAUUACAAUAGUAUUUAUCUUAUAUUCAUACCA
Molecule: messenger RNA, 1202 nt
Organism: Gossypium arboreum
Lineage: Eukaryota; Viridiplantae; Streptophyta; Magnoliopsida; Malvales; Malvaceae
Product: 1-aminocyclopropane-1-carboxylate oxidase
Exons: 4
Coding region: 86-1018 (310 amino acids)
Source: RefSeq, a predicted model, not a curated record